AUGGAAGCAACAAAAUAUCUUCUUUUCCACGUCUUACACGCUGUGCUUAUUACAGCAUUGAGGAUAGAUGUUUGUUCAGCUUGGCAGCAAUUCCAGAUAGUUGGAGUGGCUGCACAACGGCGAGAUUUGGUGAAUGCUCACGUUACUAUCGUCACCUCUCUGAUGGUCUUCACUGACAUCAUCGCCAUCGGUAUCGUGAUCAUUAUGGCUAUCGGUAAUCGCAACGACUUCAUCAAUUCACUCCCUAGUCAUUUCGUCAACGAGAAGAAAUUCUAUGACGUCAUGGGCCCAUUCUGGAUGUACCUCGGCGCAUUCUCCCUCCAUAUCACUGUAGCCUUCAAUAUGUGCUGCCUACAACCUUACAAUUGCUUCAUCUCAUUUCUCGAUGCAAAAGUGAAAACGAAGAAUCACCCAACGAUUGAGACGGAGCACCGUGAUGAAAAAAUUGAACCAGAGAAUACAGAAGAGAAGCAAAAGGAUCAGUAA
Molecule: messenger RNA, 486 nt
Organism: Ostertagia ostertagi
Lineage: Eukaryota; Metazoa; Nematoda; Chromadorea; Rhabditida; Trichostrongylidae
Source: the annotation of a GenBank genome assembly